Trichoderma aggressivum f. europaeum is the source of this 513-nucleotide messenger RNA. RefSeq lists its product as uncharacterized. Lineage: Eukaryota; Fungi; Ascomycota; Sordariomycetes; Hypocreales; Hypocreaceae. Gene Ontology annotation, molecular function: glutathione peroxidase activity. Bases 1 to 513 code for a protein of 170 amino acids. The record is from RefSeq and is a predicted model, not a curated record. Gene Ontology annotation, biological process: cellular response to oxidative stress. The transcript has 2 exons.
AUGUCUUCUGCCACCAACUUCUUCGACUUCACGGUGCUCGACGCCGCCGACACCGAAGUCCCUCUGGCCAACUACAAGGGCAAGGUCGUCUUGGUCGUCAACACGGCGUCAAAGUGCGGCUUCACCUACCAGUACAAGAACCUCGAGUCCGUCUACCAGGCCCUCAAGAAGGAGUACCCCGACGACUUCACCGUCAUCGGCUUCCCCUGCAACCAGUUUGGCGGCCAGGAGCCCGGCAGCAACGAGGAGAUUCAGAACUUUUGCUCGCUGGAGCAGAAGACGACGUUCCCCGUCAUGGCCAAGAUCAACGUCAACGGCAACGAUGCGCACCCCCUGUAUGAGUGGCUGAAGAAGGAGAAGCCUGGCCUGCUUGGUCUCGAGAGGAUCAAGUGGAACUUUGAGAAGUUCUUGAUCGGCCGUGACGGCAAGGUCAUCGACCGCUGGGCCAGCACCACCGAACCCGAGAAGUUUCAGAACAAGAUCAUUGAGGCCAUCAAGGCGCCGGCUCCCUAG